Callithrix jacchus (white-tufted-ear marmoset) is the source of this 6351-nucleotide messenger RNA. It is a transcript of the gene FBXO31, whose product is annotated as F-box protein 31. Gene Ontology annotation, molecular function: protein binding. Gene Ontology annotation, biological process: SCF-dependent proteasomal ubiquitin-dependent protein catabolic process. The record is from RefSeq and is a predicted model, not a curated record. Lineage: Eukaryota; Metazoa; Chordata; Mammalia; Primates; Cebidae. Gene Ontology annotation, cellular component: SCF ubiquitin ligase complex.
CGUUGGCGCGUGCGCAGAAGCGACGGCAUCGGCCGUCACUGGGCGGCAUGGCGGUGUGCGCUCGCCUCUGCGGCGUGGGCCCGUCGCGCGGAUGCCGGCGCCGCCAGCAACGGCGGGGCCCGGCCGAGACGGCGGCGGCCGAUAGCGAGCCGGACACCGAUCCCGAGGAAGAGCGCAUCGAGGCGGGCGCGGCGGUGCUGGCCGGGGUGGGGGGCGGCAUGUGCCCCGGCCCCUCACCGUCGCCCCCGCGCUGCUCGCUGCUGGAGCUGCCGCCCGAGCUGCUGGUGGAGAUCUUCGCGUCGCUGCCCGGCACAGACCUGCCCAGCCUGGCCCAGGUCUGCACCAAGUUCCGGCGCAUCCUCCACACCGACACCAUCUGGAGGAGGCGCUGCCGCGAAGAGUACGGUGUUUGUGAAAACUUGCGGAAGCUGGAGAUCACAGGCGUGUCCUGUCGGGACGUCUACGCGAAGUUGCUUCACCGAUACAGACACAUUUUGGGAUUGUGGCAGCCAGAUAUCGGGCCAUAUGGAGGACUGCUGAACGUGGUGGUGGACGGCUUGUUCAUCAUUGGGUGGAUGUACCUGCCUCCCCACGACCCCCACGUCAAUGACCCCAUGAGAUUCAAGCCUCUGUUCAGGAUUCACCUGAUGGAGAGGAAGGCUGCGACGGUGGAGUGCAUGUAUGGCCACAAAGGACCCCACCACGGCCACAUCCAGAUUGUGAAGAAGGAUGAGUUCUCCACCAAGUGCAACCAGACGGACCACCACAGGAUGUCUGGCGGGAGGCAGGAGGAAUUUCGGACAUGGCUGAGGGAGGAAUGGGGGCGCACGCUGGAGGACAUCUUCCAUGAGCACAUGCAGGAGCUCAUCCUGAUGAAGUUCAUCUACACCAGUCAGUACGAUCCUGCUGCCCGGCCCUCCUGUGCUGACAUGCCUGCUCCCCACAGCAACUGCCUGACCUACCGCCGUAUCUACCUGCCACCAAGCCGCCCUGAUGACCUCAUCAAGCCAGGCCUCUUCAAAGGCACCUAUGGCAGCCAUGGCCUGGAGAUUGUGAUGCUCAGCUUCCACGGCCGGCGUGCCAGGGGCACCAAGAUCACGGGUGACCCCAACAUCCCCGCCGGGCAGCAGACAGUAGAGAUCGACUUGAGACACCAGAUCCAGCUGCCUGACCUCGAAAACCAGCGCAACUUCAACGAGCUGUCCCGCAUCGUCCUGGAGGUGCGAGAGCGGGUGCGCCAGGAGCAGCAGCAGGAAGGCGGGUAUGAGGCAGGAGAGGGACGUGGCCGACAGGGCCUCCGGGAGUCCCAGCCAAGUCCUGCUCAGCCCAGGGCAGAGGCACCCAGCAGGGGCCCAGACGGGACACCUGCUGAGGACGGCGGUGAACCUGGGGAUGCCGCUGCUGUGGCCGAACAGCCUGCCCAGAGUGGGCAGGGGCAGCCAUUUGUGUUGCCCGUGGGUGUGAGCUCCAGGAAUGAAGACUACCCCCGAACCUGCAGGAUGUGUGCUGACGACUGUACCUACCUCUCGGCCCUGGUCCAAGGGGGCACUCCCCCGCCAGGCCUUUGGAGCCUUUGUGGCGGGGUGACUCUCGCCGUCUGUUGGAAGAAUUCGGCUGCUUGCAGGACAGCCUUUCUAUGGCACAGGCCUCAUCGCGGGCCAUGGCUUCACCAGCCCUGAACGCACCCCUGGGGUCUUCAUCCUCUUCGACGAGGACCGCUUCGGGUUUGUCUGGCUGGAGCUGAAAUCCUUCAGCCUGUACAGCCGGGUCCAGGCCACCUUCCGGAACGCAGAUGCGCCGUCCCCACAGGCCUUUGACGAAAUGCUCAAGAACAUUCAGUCCCUCACCUCCUGACCAGCCACAUCCCGGGUGGCUUUGGGGCUCUGGACUCUGACCUGUGAAUAGAAGCAGCAUGCACUUUGGAAAUGCAGCCUUUUGACCAGAACGCACACCUCGUUCGGGGUCCCAGCCCGGCCACACCCCAGCACUUUAUGCAGAGAGUGACAGACCUGCGUAUUUGUCAGUGCCAUGAUGGAGGAAGCUGAGCAUGUCUUACCAAAAAAGAGAAUGAACUGGAGUACAGUGGGUCUAGGGGGCCAGCUGCGGGACCGUGAGAACUGAAGCGGUGGGGUUGCCUCACCCUGGCUGGCUGGCGGUUUUCUCGGGACACAGGACUCUCCUCUGGCGCACUUUUCCUGUGAGAGGAUAGAAUGAUAGAAUGGGUCGUGUGUGAGACACAUGUGCUCCACCCCACCCCUGCUGGGGGGAGCCAGGCAGAAGUGGCCUCUGGGGAGGGAGUCAGGAAGAGAACACCCAGGCAGUGCAGGUGUGAUGGGCACAGCGUGUGGAGAGCAAGUUUGGGAAGUUGGUGGGAUAUCAGGGUUGGGGGCGGACUCUGGAUUGAAUCCCAUCUCUCUCUCGGCUCGGUCAAGUUUGGACAGAAACAUUUCACCUCUGACCUCAGCUUCCUCACCUAGGGAGUGGGUGUAGUGACCCGAGUCACUGGAGAAUGUCAAUGUGAGUGCACAACCCGGCUGACACACCUGCCCCGGCCCCUCUUCUCCAGCUUUGGAGCCAAGGCCUUUGUUCCAGCUACUUGACUGUCCUCGUCAGCCUGUUCCAGACAGGGCGUUUUGUCCUUGCUUUCCUCCAUGCACGCACACGUUGUCAAAACCAAGCUGCCAGCCAUUUUCUCUAGAACGCAAGGCUCCAGGCUCGCAUUUCUGAAGCAGUCCUUGCAUUUCUCUCCUGUGAGUGGUUUACUCAAGUGCCAGAAGUGCUCAUACGAGAUGAUGAGGAAUUUCCUUUGCAGUUGAGGGGACAGCUUUCUUGAAAAGCCACACCUAUGUCUGGGGACACAUUUUGCAAAGCAGGACCCCCUGGGGACCCUCCAGCUUGGAGACUCCAUGCACCGAUGCCUCCACUGCUGUGUUCUCCAUGUCGUGUUAACACCUCUGUGUGGGGACCCCAUCGAAACUCUUGGCUGAGGUUGGCAUCUCCUGAAGAACAGGGAGCACGGUGUCCAGAGCUGACUGUUGCCCUAGCCCGCAGCCAGCUCUGUGCCCAAGUGGGUAUCCCUGGUGAGUCUUCCCUUUCUGCCACUAGUCCUUGUGCUGGGUGCCCUGGACACAUCCUUUUGGUGAGGGACCUUGGGAAGGUGACAGUCUGUGUGCCUUUGUCUGGAGACCAACCUGAGAAUAUCCUGGGAAACAUUUUCCUGAUCAACUUCUGACUGGCCUUUAAAAAAAAAAAAUUCCCACUGCCCAGCCUCAGUGCAUUUGGCAAAUUCUUACUUGCUUCCCAGAAUCAGAAAAUUGGCAAGGUCCUUAAAUGGUAAUCUGGCCUGCCUGGGAAAAAGACUCAGGAGAAAAGCCAGUGGAGAAGGUGACAGUAGGGCUGCCCACCCAGGAGCCAUGCAGAUUCCGAGGCGCACCUGCCAGCUCCGUGUGGCCAGUUUCUAGCAGCUUUUGCAGCAUUAGCGUACACGCUUUGUCACUCCUUGCCCUCUGUAGUGGUCACUAUUUUUCUCUCAUGCCAAAUGAUGCAGUCCCUGAGGGAUGGUGACUUGUGGCCCUGAAGCCUGGGGGGACCUUCGGGCAUGUAGACUGGCACCCUUUAGGGUUUACCAUUGUUUCAAUAAAAUCAAGAAAAUGCAUUUUUGCCAAGAGCCUGAGUCUUGCUGUAAGGGACCCUGUCCCUCAGAGGCAUGCCCUUUGGGGCCUGAAGAGCACACUGGUGGGAGACGAGCACUUCUGAUUAAAGGACUCUCAAAUCUCAACUAUGCUUCCCGUGUUUGGGUGCAUAAAUGGUUUCCACUCAGAAAGUCUCAAAUAGCUAUGGGCUGUAAGUCAGUUCAUGUGGCUUCUGGUUCUGGUGUAUGUGUUGUGGGGGUUUUUCCAUGGUGGUGACCUGUGGUGAUGCCAGGCAGGGCUGGAGCCAUGCAGCCGGGAAGGGGAGGCCUUCUUGGCCGCACAGCCAAUCCCUCCCAGUCAUGACUAUAGGUCUUGUUUUUUCCACUCUGCUGUGUCCUUAGCCAGUUCUUGGCUCUGCUUCUGUAGGGACAGGCACAGAGACUGUGUGCCUCCAAGCAUGGCAGCUUCGCUCACUGGGGAAAGCAGCCACCCUCUCAGAGGAACCUGCAGUUGGUCCAUUCCCUGCAGGUGAGGACUCGGAAGGGCUGAUGUCAUCAUCAGAGGCCUAAGGGCAGCUGAGAUUUAGAUAGAACUGUUUUUAAGGAGGUUGAGUAACCCAGUUUGCGACAGCCAAGCACAUUGGAGCUUGACUGGGAAGGUGGCAGGUGGAGCUGGGAGGUCGGUGCUCUCCAUCUUUUGCCCCAAAGAUGCUUUUCCUCGCCAUCUCACUCCUCUGGGGCAGGAUCGAGUCUGCUGUCUGGAUGGAAGGUGGCUACCUGCAAUGCAGCUCUGCGCACCUGAAUGUCCUCUUUGUCACUCGUUUGGAAAUGAUGUGAUUGAAGAUUUUAGACAGGUCACUGGGGACUUUUCUGUACCAGCACUGAAUGUUUGCAUGAGGAAGCUGCAAACAUCUGUAGGCUGAGAUUCAGGGCAGGUGGUAUUGGGGUCCCUCAGCCCAUCUGACCUGGGCCCUGACCUCAGGGCCUGCUGCUGAAUGUGAGUGGCUUUGUAGGCCUGGUGGUGGGAGAGCGUCAGGCUCCCUUCUUUCUCAUUCCUGACCAUGCCCUGGGCCCCUUCGGCCUGGCUGUGGCUCUGUGGCAACCCUGCCCUGACACUGGCACCUGUGUCCCUAGCAAGCCCACCUGGCACACAAGGGAGGGGUGGGCGGUCUUGGCUUUCCUCUAGCCACAUGCCCUGCUGGCCACUCCAUUCCCAGCUAUGUGCAGAACUGGGUGAAAACUGGAGUUUUUUCUUUGAGAACUUGGGAGUUGUGCUGUAGCCGUAUGCGAGGGCCUUCCAGCUGCUGGCUCUGACCUCCCUGACUUGGAGGUUUGUUCACUCCCAGGCUUUCUCGUCCGCACAUGGUUAGGCCGUUUGCAGUGCUUGUGAGCAGUCAUGGACAGCAGCAGAACCUUCAUUACUUCAGAACACCCAUCCACGUGCAUCUCCUGAGCUCCUGUUGUUCUCCUCAUGGCUGUGGGGGUCUCGAAUAUGAACAGGAGACACCGAGCUGCGGUCCACCAUCCAAGGCUCUGCUGAAAGCUGCUAGGCCCUUCUAGGACCUUUCUAUUCUGGUUGCUACCUUCAUGGUGUGACUUUUAAUAAUGCUUACGGGAAUGUGCUCAUAGAACUGCCACCUGUCCUGAGAAUAGAGCUCUUAGAAUCACGAUGAGGUCCCGUGUUAACGUAGACUGACCUGUCUGUGUUUCCAGGGAGAGACCAGGAACAUCACUUGACUACACAUCCUCAGCAUUUUUUGUUUUUUUUUUGAGAUGGAGUUUUGCUCUUGUUGCCCAUGCUGGAGUGCACUGGCGUGAUGUUGGCUCACCGUAAUCUCUGCCUCCCUGGUUCAAGUGAUUCUCCUGCCUCAGCCUCCUGAGUAGCUGGAAUUACAAGCAUGCGCCACCAUGCCUGGGUAAUUUCUCCAUGUUGUUCAGGCGGGUCUUGAACUCCCAACUUCAGGUGAUCUGCCUGCCUCGGCCUCCCACAGUGCUGGGAUUACAGGCGUGAGCUGCUGCACCCACCCCAGAAUAUUUAGAGUAGAAGAAAGCAGAUGAUGAUUUCUGUUUGGCUGAUACUUUUUUGAGACAGGUUCUCACUGUUACCUGGGCUGGAGUGCAGUGGCAUGAUCAUGGCUUACUGAGGUCUCAACCUCCUAGGCUGAAGCAAUCUACUCGCCUUAGCCUCCCAAGAAGCUGGGACCAGAGGCACCCAUCACCAUGCCCGGCUAAUUUGUUUUUGUAGAGAUGGGGUUUUGCCAUGUUGCUUAGGCUGGUCUUGAACUCUUCAAGCCAUUCACCCGCCAGCCUCCCAAAGUGCUGUGAUUAUAGGCGUGAGCCACUGCACCCAGCCUUGGCCUGUACUUUGAAUGGGGAUGAGACUGUGCAAACCAUGGAAUACCUGUGUCACCCACAGCUCAGUGGCCUGCAUGCCAGGAGACCAGCCAGAGCACAUGAGGUCAGAGCCAUGUGGGUUUUGGGCUGAUUCUGUAUUUGGUUGUUCCUGGAGGUGACAUAACCUGCCUGCAGAAGGAAAGCGCUGUGCCAUCGAUUGUGAGCCCCUUCGUACCCCACUAGUAAGGUGACCUUGUAGCAGGAGCUGUGCUCUGCCUGGGUAGGCACCCACUAGGCAGGACUGGAGCAAGCCCAGCAGCUGCCACCUGCACCUGUGCACUUGUAUUUCUCCUCACCAUUUUAAGUAAAUCUGUUUUUCAAGCCUU